Seriola dumerili (greater amberjack) is the source of this 1527-nucleotide messenger RNA. It is a transcript of the gene guca1b, whose product is annotated as guanylate cyclase activator 1B. The record is from RefSeq and is a predicted model, not a curated record. Lineage: Eukaryota; Metazoa; Chordata; Actinopteri; Carangiformes; Carangidae. Bases 239 to 832 code for a protein of 197 amino acids. The transcript is spliced from 4 exons. Gene Ontology annotation, cellular component: photoreceptor inner segment; cone photoreceptor outer segment. Gene Ontology annotation, biological process: visual perception. Gene Ontology annotation, molecular function: calcium sensitive guanylate cyclase activator activity; calcium ion binding.
UUGUCACAAUAGAGAGCCAAAAACAAGUCAGCUCGUAUGGACUUAAAUGCCAUUUACUUUAAUCAUUUUGGUUUUUACCAAUUUGCACAAAGUUUAGUUGCAGCACUUACUGAGGACUGAGAUUUAUAGAUUUUGUAAUGUAGAGGAACGCUUUAAAAAGAGUUAACCAAGUCAUACAGUUUCAUGUAAUGUGAGAAAUAAUUUCAGUCUGUAGGGUGUCAGACAAAUUAUUUCCACAAUGGGUCAGCGCCUGAGUGAGGACAGUGACCCAGACAAGGAAAUUGAUGUGGCAGAGCUGCAGGAAUGGUACAAAAAAUUUGUUGUGGAAUGCCCAAGUGGAACUCUCUUCAUGCACGAGUUCAAGAGCUUUUUCGGCGUCACUGACAACAAAGAGGCUGCAGACUACAUUGAAAACAUGUUUCGAGCCUUUGACAAGAAUGGCGACAACACCAUUGAUUUUCUGGAGUACGUGGCGGCCUUGAACUUAGUCCUGAGGGGUAAACUGGAACAUAAGCUUAAAUGGACAUUCAAAAUGUAUGAUAAAGAUGGAAGUGGAUGCAUUGAUAAAACAGAGCUUCUUGAAAUUGUGGAGUCUAUUUAUCGACUGAAGAAAGCCUGCCAUGGAGAGCUGGAUGAGGAAUGCAAUCUGCUGACCCCAGAUCAAGUGGUUGACCGGAUAUUUGAGCUGGUUGAUGAAAAUGGAGAUGGGGAGCUCUCGCUGGAUGAGUUCAUUGACGGAGCACGGAGGGACAAAUGGGUGAUGAAGAUGCUGCAGAUGGACGUCAACCCUGGGGACUGGAUCAAUGAGCGAAGGCGCAGUGCUGACUUCUAAGGCUGUAACAUGAACUGUCAGUCUGUCACCCGCACACAUCCCUCACACAUGUGAUUAUGCAAUUAUUUUGUGAUUUUUUUUUUUACCAAUUACAGUUUAUUUGUAUGUAAAAGAAAACGACACAGCAGUCAUCCUGGCAUUGUACUAUAUGUUGUCAUUUAAGAUUUAGAUGCAUCUCCACAGCAAUGCUAUAUUUCGCUUGUAAUGGAGUUUGUUCUGUUCAUUCAUUUUGGUUCAGGUUUCACAUCAAGUUAUGUAGCAACUGAGCAACAGUUUAUUUAUCACUGGUGUUGUAGGUAUGUGUCUGCAUUUCAUAGAUGCUGCAGUCAUAAGGCACAGACUAUAUUCUCUUUAUUGUUUUGUGUAUUAAAUGAGCAUAAAAGUUAUGUAAUAAACAUACACACUCAUGGUCCUCCCUUGUGUUUUCACAUUAGUAGGAUGAUUGGACCUCUUCUUGGGACUUUGUGUGCAUGGUCAGACUGAGAUUUAUUUCUGUUUUGUUGCACUAGUCAAGGUCGGACAGUCUAUAUCUUUAUAUAUUAUUGGUGUGCUCAAUUUAAUGACCUAAUCUUCAUUUCCAUCAUAGCUCAGUCUUACUUUAACCUGAAUAGAAAUCUAAUAAACCAGAAAAAAUAGAAAACACCUGAAAGUUUGCAGAGUCUCACCCCUAAACGAAUAAAUAAAUACCAAUUUCA